Molecule: messenger RNA, 1341 nt
Organism: Oncorhynchus masou masou (cherry salmon)
Lineage: Eukaryota; Metazoa; Chordata; Actinopteri; Salmoniformes; Salmonidae
Product: 5-hydroxytryptamine receptor 7-like
Exons: 2
Coding region: 1-1341 (446 amino acids)
Biological process (GO): chemical synaptic transmission; circadian rhythm; smooth muscle contraction
Cellular component (GO): plasma membrane; dendrite
Molecular function (GO): neurotransmitter receptor activity; G protein-coupled serotonin receptor activity
Source: RefSeq, a predicted model, not a curated record
AUGUUCGUGGAUGCAGAUGGAACUUUCAACAACAGCAACAUGAAAUCUUAUGUGAUGGAGAAAGCGAAAGAGCCCGGUGCAACAAAUAUGAUUUCGGAGGCGCUCGUUGCACACUUGCUGAAGAUUGCGCAAGAGGCGGCGGAGGCAGUAUCCGCCACUUCGCAGUCUUCAUCUCUGCUGAUGGAGAAUGGGACUCGGUGUGGGGAGCAAAUUCUGAACUACGACAGGGUGGAGAAGGUAUUUAUUGGAGGGAUUCUCACCAUGCUCACGCUGUUUACUAUCUGCGGGAACUUGCUGGUGGUGAUUUCGGUGUGCUUCGUGAAAAAGUUGCGGCAGCCGUCCAACUAUCUGAUAGUGUCUCUGGCUGUUGCCGACCUUUCAAUCGCGCUGGCAGUUAUGCCGUUUGUCAGUAUAACGGACCUUAUUGGGGGGCAAUGGGUUUUUGGCCAAGUCUUCUGCAAUGUUUUUAUUGCCAUGGACGUGAUGUGUUGCACUGCAUCCAUAAUGACGUUGUGCGUAAUUAGCAUAGACAGGUACCUGGGCAUAACCAAGCCUCUGACCUACCCUGUGAGACAGAAUGGCUGUUGCAUGGCCAAGAUGGUGGUGUCCGUGUGGCUCCUGUCCGCCUCCAUCACCUUGCCCCCCCUCUUCGGCUGGGCCCAGAACGUAAACGACAACAAGGUGUGUCUGAUCAGCCAGGACUUUGGUUACACCAUCUACUCCACCUCAGUGGCGUUCUACAUCCCCGUAUCUGUCAUGCUCAUUAUGUACUACCGCAUCUACCGCGCCGCCAAGCUCAGCGCCGCCAAGCACACCAUCACGGGCUUCCCGCGGGUCGGGGAGGAGGAGGCGCGGGGGGGAGAGGAGGAAGCCAUGGAGGAACAGGAGGAGGAAGAGGACAGCGUGGACUGUGUGUCGGCCGCUCUGAGGCUCCACAGGGAGGUGGAGGGGUGCACGCGAUUCUCCCGGCUCAUGAGGAGCAACCGGAGGAACAUGUCCAUCUUCAAGCGGGAGCAGAAGGCAGCAGCCACCCUGGGGAUCGUGGUCGGGGCCUUCAGUGUCUGCUGGAUGCCUUUCUUCUUACUGUCCACGGCCAGACCUUUCAUCUGCAGGGCGGACUGCCCUAGCUGUGUGCCCUUGUGGGUGGAGAGGACCCUGUUGUGGCUGGGCUACGCCAACUCCCUCCUCAACCCUUUCAUCUACGCCUUCUUCAACAGGGACCUGAGGACCACCUACAGCAACCUGCUGCGCUGUCGUUAUCGCAACAUCAACCGCAAGCUGUCCGCCGUCGGGAUGCAACAAGCCCUCAAACGGUUGGAUAAGACCGACUCUGUUAUCUAA